Messenger RNA from Oryza brachyantha (malo sina), 2274 nucleotides. RefSeq names its product probable serine/threonine-protein kinase kinX. The coding region runs from base 16 to 1581 and encodes 521 amino acids. The transcript has 2 exons. The record is from RefSeq and is a predicted model, not a curated record. Lineage: Eukaryota; Viridiplantae; Streptophyta; Magnoliopsida; Poales; Poaceae.
CAACGCAAUGCAUGCAUGCAUGCAUUUUGCCACGUCCAUGCAUGCAUAUAUUUUCCGGUCCUCUCUCUGCAAAAUUCUUGUGUCUCCUACAUUCUCUCCUCGCCGUCGUCGUCGCCUCCUCCUCGACGUCGCCGGCCGGCCGCCGACAUGGGUUGCGGUGGCUCCAAAGAAGCUGUGGCCACCGGCAACACCACCGUCGGCUCCAGCGGCAGGUGCAGCCGCCGUCUCUUCCGGCGCAAGUCCAGCGCCGUCGCCACCGCCGUCCCGUCUCACGCGCCGCCGUCCGACGAGGCCUCGGCCGUCGUUUUCAAGGAGAGUCUCCACGAAGAGGUGGUGGUCACCGAUGCCAAGGACAAGCCGUCGAACGAUAAGGCCAUCAAAGAGGAGAAGGAGGUCGAGGAGAGCAACAAUGCCGCCGCCGCAGAUGUGGUCGUCGUCAAGGACACCAGCGUGGUGAUCGUCGAGACGACGACGAAGACGUCGACGACGGCCAAGGCGACGCCGGCGCCGGCGCCCGUGAAGAAGAUCGUUGAGGAGAAGAAAGAGGAGGAGGCCAAGAAGGAUGAGACCAUCGAGUGCAAUCAAGAAGCGGCCAUUGACACAGAGGAGAAGGCGACACCGACCAAUGUGGAUGCCAUUGUUGAGAAGAAAGAGGAGAUCGUACCAAUGGAGGAGGAACCCGCCAAGGAAAAGGAAGCGAUCACCGAUGCCAAGAACGAUGCCGCAUCAACCGAGAAUGUCGCCGCCGUCGAUGAGACCAAGAACGACGAUGAGGCUGUCAUUGCCAAGGCAUCGACGGAGGAGCCCGUCGAGGAGAGCAACGAUCAGAUCGCAGCCGUCGAGGAGAAAGACGACGAGGGUGACGACGAAGAAAUGGCGAACGAAGAGAACGACGACGAGACGGCGUUAACCGAGGAUGACGACGAGCAGGCCAACGAUGACGACCAAAGCGUCACAUUCGCGGUUGCCGCCGUCACUGAGGACGACGAAGGCAGUGUCACCUUCCCCGGUGCCCGUGCCCGGCCGGUCGCCGACGCCGGCGAGGUCCAUGACGACGACAGUAGCGUCACCUUCCCGGCCGCUGCACCGGUGGCCGAGGAGACAUCGUUAGUGGAAGAACCAGAGCAGCCUAAGCCUUCUGACAACGAGGUGAAAAACGAGGCAGAGCUACCGGAGGUUGCUGCCGUCGACGAGGUGGUGACCGGAGUUGAUCAGGAAGAAGAAGAAGAAGAGGCCAAGGAGGAGACAGCCAACGUCGAGGAGAUCAUGCCCGAAAAGGAGGACAUCAAGGUCGAGGAGGAGGAGGUGAUCAUCGUGUCCCAGGAGACAACAAAAGUUGACGAGAUCAAGGUCGAACAGGAGGAGAUCAUCGUCUCCCAGGAGACACAGGAGGAGAUAUCCACUGCCAUUUCGAGAGAUGAGGAUGGGGAGUCGAAUGGGGAACAAAACAUUAAUUUGGAGGAGGCCACAACAACGGAGCAAGAAAAAGGAGAGGAGCAGGUAGUCAUCACCACGGACAAAAAGAAUGACGAACAAGAACAAGAAGCCAGCGCCGCUCCAACUGAGCCGCCGCUGAAUUGAGAAAAAAUGACGCAUCGUACCGAACAAAAUGUCCAGUUUUUCUCCCGUCAUUUCAUUAGCAAGGAACUGUACAUGAUGCAUAUCUGUUCUCGUUUGAUUAAUUACAUACUUCAACUGAGAUUAUGACUGCUGGUUUGAAGUUAAAUUAGCACGCGUUGCGUCAUUUAAAAGUUCGUAGUUUAUGGCUUUCUUGGCUUCUAAUGCAGUACAGCUACAAGGGAUCAGUAAGUUGAUCUCGCUUUAUUGUUGAAUCUGUCGCCGUCAGGAAAAAAAUGCAGUGCAGUCUAAGGUCAGAAUGCAGCCCUUGUGUUAGUUCAGGUAAGAUUGUUCUUUAUUCAGAUUAAGUACUGGCAGUUGGCUGCCAUCUUUGCAAGUCUUUAUCCACAUUAGGAAGCCUAAUUUCAGUCCAAAUCAUGGUACAGUGACAGCAAGUGGUUCUUAAUUAAUGGAAACUGAUGACGUGCGUAGCAUAACUCAAAGUGAUGUGAUUAUCAUGUGAAGCAGUGGAAACCCAUAAUUGGUACCGGAAUAUUCAACAGUGUCAUGUAAAUGGAUCAAGUUUAUGAACUGUUCCAAUCACAAACAUGUUAGAGAAGAAUACAAAAAAGUCAGUGUCCUGUAAAUACAUCAAAAUUUAUGAACUGUUGUUAUCAGAAGCAAGCUACAAAAGAUAAAAACACAUGUUCUAGAAAA